AUGUCUUGGCUCGCGGGGCAAAAGGACGAAGACGAUGAACAUGAUAACCUGGGGGUCGAUUGGGUGCUACAGUAUGAGUUUGACCAAGCACAAGCCAUCACCGAGUUCCGAACCCUCAUCCACGAUCUGAGUGAAGCUGGUUUGCGAGUCCAGGUACGCCACGGCCACGGCUCUGCACUGUUGGUGUGUAUUCGGGUACCACGGGAUCACCUAGGGAACCUGGUACAUCAGUCGAGAAUUAAAGAUUGGUUGUUCGGGAUUACACAUACCUUACCAGAUGGCGAUGAGACCGCUAUUGCUGACGCCGAAACCCCAUCCGAGGAAAUUCGCUCGGUGUAUCACGCUGUCACCUGGCAAAAGAAGAUUGGUGGUGCUGGCAUAACGCCCGGCUUUGGACAAUGGGAGCGCGUUACUGCCUCGUUUCCGUUACACGAUAAAGAGGCUUGCAGUGACAUGCUGCGGAAAUGGAGUCGGAAAACUGUGUUGACAAGCCAGGAUUUGGAUGCGAUUCGAGCUCUCUUUGGCGAAAAGGUCGCUUUCUACUACGCAUUCAUACAUUGCUAUUCACUAUUUCUUGUGGUGCCCGCAGCACUAGGGAUUAUUGGAUGGGCUUAUCUGGGACCGUAUUCCAUCAUUUAUGGAGUUGUUCUCUGUGCUUGGUGCAUUAUAUUUGUCGAAUAUUGGAAAGUCCGAGAGGCCGAUCUGAGUCAAAGAUGGGACGUCAAAGGUGUUGGUCGAUUAAAAGUCAAUCGAAAGCAGUACGUUUGGGAAAAAGAGGUCAAAGAUCCUAUCAGUGGACAGAUCAAGCACGUCUUCCCGGGCUGGAAGCAAUUCUCCCGACAAUUGCUCUUAGUCCCCUUUGCGUCGGUCGCCAGUAUCGCCCUCGGAGCGUUGAUUGUCGCGUCUUUCGCAUCGGAGGUGUUUAUUUCCGAGGUGUAUGACGGACCUUUCAAGAGCUAUCUCGAAUUCGUGCCAACCAUCCUUUUCUCCCUCUCAUUGCCUGCCAUCACUUCCUUCCUCACAAACAUUGCAACUCGCCUUACCGAUUACGAGAACUACCGAACGCAGGACCAAUACGAUCUUGCGCAAACUCAAAAGACCUUUGUGAUGAACUUUAUCACAUCCUUCUUACCCACAAUCCUGACUGCCUACGUCUAUGUUCCGUUUGGCAGCUCGAUCGUCCCACACCUCGACUUUGUGCGAAAGACAGGAUACAAGGCCGACUUGCUCAGUGGACAAAAAGCAUUUGAAGUAGAUACGAGCCGUUUUCAACAGGAGGUCAUUUAUCUGUCGAUGACAGCCCAAGUCCUGAGCUUUGGUGAAGAAAUUAUUCUGCCAUAUGUGAAGAAUAUCCUGUGGCAGAAAUGGCGCAAUUAUCGCGAUCGCAAGGCUGAAUUUGGGCGCAAGCGAAGCUAUUCCAAGGCCACCGAUCUUUUGCUGAUUGACCCGCCAGAUGAAGCCAAAUUUUUGACCCGGUUGCGUAGUGAGGCCGACGCAGAACAGUACCACGUCGAGGAAGACAUCCUUGAGAUGUGUGUUCAAUUUGGAUACCUGGCACUAUUCGGAGUUGCCUGGCCACUUGUUCCACUAGGAUUCUUGCUGAACAACUGGCUCGAACUCCGAGGUGACUUCUUCAAGCUUACACUAGAAUGUCAGCGCCCGCCCCCUAUCCGAGCAGACUCGAUCGGCCCAUGUCUGCUUGGCCUAGACUUUAUGGCAUGGCUAGGCACUCUCUCGACGGCAGCGAUCGUACACGUCUACCGAGGACCGAUGCAUGAGGUGCGUCUGUCAUAUCUGCUGUUGACCAUCUUUAUUGCAGAGCAGGCAUACCUUGGUAUGCGAUUCACAGCUUCCGUGGCCCUCGAGAAGAUCUUCUCAGACACCAUCCGACGGGAAGAAGCCCGCCGGUAUGCCGUUCGCCAGAGUUAUUUCGCUGCGAGCCUGGCGAGAUCAAGCUCACCCAGCUCGGGAUCACCCAGCUCUGGCUCUCGGGGCUCACCCAAUGGCCGAACUCGUCCGCGUGUGCGGUUCAACGAGCGGGUGAAUGUAUACGGCUGCACUGAGAAGGAGUCCGUUCCCGACGGAAUUCCCUCUCCUACAAAGGAUGAACCUGAGGAUGCUGUCCUUGGCGGAUCCGACCGCGAGGCCGAAUUUUGGAGUGGCCUAUCCCGCGAUACGGCGGCGGACGCAGGCGUCAAGCUGAUUCGCGCUCUCACCUCCAAAGCAGGGGAUGGCUUGAAACAGUCCAAAGAAGCAUAG
Penicillium nucicola is the source of this 2259-nucleotide messenger RNA. RefSeq names its product anoctamin family protein. NCBI's taxonomy places the organism in Eukaryota, Fungi, Ascomycota, Eurotiomycetes, Eurotiales, Aspergillaceae. The coding region runs from base 1 to 2259 and encodes 752 amino acids. Gene Ontology annotation, molecular function: chloride channel activity. The record is from RefSeq and is a predicted model, not a curated record. Gene Ontology annotation, biological process: chloride transmembrane transport. Gene Ontology annotation, cellular component: cortical endoplasmic reticulum. The transcript is spliced from 4 exons.